AUGUCACGUCGGAUGCUCGUUCUCGAUGGGCUUUGGUACACAUUAUGCCCCUCAUUCACUCCGUCCGCAUUGCAACGACCCAACUCUCUAUGGACCCGCCGACAGCCUUCAUCAUUGACCCCCCGUCGCACUAAGGCGCCGCCGCGGCAGCGCUGUCAAAGCACCUACGCAUAUCAACCCGACAAUGAGCCCCGGAAACAAAUCAAGGCUGCAUCAAAAGCCUUGGAAGAUAUAGCAAAACCUGUCUCCGCAUCCAUCUCGCUAUCAGAUGAGGUCCUAGAGAAUACACAAGCAAAUCUCGCACCCAGGGACCGGUUCGACAAGAUCGACCAGGAGUCAAUACCUUCACGGCGGAAAAAGGAAGUCAACAAAUGGCCAGGGAUACCAGAAUAUAUUGCUGGGAAGAGCAAUGACAGUCUUGAGGCGCUCUUACAAACCGAAAUGGGUAAGAGGCCCAACAUUACUUCUGCCACUCAUAUCCUGAGGUUGUUGAUAAGGGACCGUGGAAUUCAACCAUCCGCGCGUCAUUACAAAGCUCUUAUCGUGGCCAACUCAGACGGGAUACAUGGUUCACCGAAUUUUGUCAGAAAUCUCCUGGAGGAAAUGGAGAGAUACGGCGUUGCAGCGGAUUCGGGGACGCUCCAUGCUGCCUUACAGGCCCUCGCGGUACACCCAGACUUUUCCCUCCGCCAGGAAGUCCUUCAGAAGUUGCGUGACCGGUGGCUCACCUUGAGCCCGAGUGGGUGGCAUUUCGUUGUCGCCGGUCUUCUUCGAGAGCACAAAUUCGAAAUGGCGCUUGAGCAGAUUUCGUUGAUGCUCCAAAAAGAUAUUCAUGUUGAAAGCUGGCUCCACAGCUCAAUUAUCUAUAACCUUUGUGAUAUGGAAGAACUGGAUGAGGUUCUCCGUUUGAUGGAGGUUCGUGUGCACCAAGGCCACGACAUGACAUCAGCAUUGUGGAUGCACGUGCUUCGGACAGCAGUCGAAGCGCAACAUUACCAGCUGGCGCGCUUUGUGUGGCGGCGUCAGGUCGAGCUUGGUUAUCUUCGUCUUCCUAGUGCUGCAUGUAGCGAUGUUCUUCAACUUGCAGCGGAGAACAGUGACCUCGAAGUUGCCCAGUCAAUUUUUCGCUAUUGUGCUCAGCGAGCGCUAACACCUACUGUCGAGGAUUUUGGACAGCUCGUACUGGCCUAUGUUGGCGCAGACAAUGUGUACGCUGCCUUUGAGACUCUCUGUACCAUCAGGGAAGCUGGUCUUGAGGUGGAUCAGUCGACCACCCUUCCCAUUUUAUCUUACAUGAUUCAAAACAAGACCGAUCGUCGCGAGGCUUGGCAAAUGCUCAAAAAGCUACACAAUGAUAAGCAUGAAGUUCCCCUUGCAGGUAUCCGGGUGAUCGCCGAGCUGUGUGAGCAUGAUGCGCACCAUGACCCGACGGUGGUCGACGAUGCUGUUGGUUUCUAUAAUGAGAUUCACACUCUCUAUUCGCGAGGUGCCGACCUGGAGGUUUACAACAUUCUGAUUCGAAUGUGUCGAAUUGCUGGCAAACGGGAAGCUGGUAUCUUCCUCGUCAAGGAGAUGGCCAAACUGAAUGUCAUUCCCGACUCCGGUACCUUUGAAAGCAUUAUUCUGAUGUGCCUGGACGCGGGAAACUACAAGUCUGCGUUGAUGUACCUGCUGGAUCUUUCUAAGCGAGAAGGAGCUGAGCUCAGCCCUGGGGCGAAGCAAGAGAUUCGGAAGCUCUGUGCCGAGUCUGUCAACGAGUACGCAUUGCGACUACAGUAUCACCCAUUACUUCAAGGUGCUGAAACAUCAGUCUCGGACGCGGGCCCUGAAACAGGCUCGCCCUCUGACCCUACGCGGCCCUUGCGCCAUAAGCUGGGUCGCGAGGAAAGAAUCGCGUACAACAAGGAACGGCGACAAAGAAAGCGACGUCGACUUGCCUUGGAGAGAAUCGCUGCCGAAGGUCAGGCGAGUGCGGAAAAUUCACGCUGCGUCGCGGGUGAAGACGACGAUGAAUCCAGCGAGGCGAGACAUCCGUCUUCUCAAGAUUGA
Penicillium diatomitis is the source of this 2049-nucleotide messenger RNA. RefSeq names its product pentatricopeptide repeat protein. The transcript is spliced from 2 exons. Gene Ontology annotation, molecular function: protein binding. NCBI's taxonomy places the organism in Eukaryota, Fungi, Ascomycota, Eurotiomycetes, Eurotiales, Aspergillaceae. Bases 1 to 2049 code for a protein of 682 amino acids. The record is from RefSeq and is a predicted model, not a curated record.